Scutellospora calospora is the source of this 309-nucleotide messenger RNA. Lineage: Eukaryota; Fungi; Glomeromycota; Glomeromycetes; Diversisporales; Gigasporaceae. The record is from the annotation of a GenBank genome assembly.
AUGAUAUAUACAAAAAGAAAAAAUAUAGGAGAGCUUCUUUCACCUUAUCUUCAAAAGAAAGCACUUAAUUUUUUAGAAAAAGAAAUAUAUAAACAAAAUUCUGAUGCAACAUAUUUGAUUCAAAAAAUCAAAGAAUUAGAAACAAAAAAUAAUAAUCUUAAAAAAGAAUUAGAAGAAUUAAAAAAAGAAAUAUAUUCUUUAAAGAUGAAAGAAAUAAAAGCAAAUCAAGCAAAAGUAUUAUAUACUUCAAAAAUUCGAUCAGCAAUUCAAAAAGCUAAAAGAAUUACAUCUCAAAAUUUUCAAAAAUCA